Messenger RNA from Salvelinus namaycush (lake trout), 3123 nucleotides. Its product is annotated as V-type proton ATPase 21 kDa proteolipid subunit. Gene Ontology annotation, molecular function: proton-transporting ATPase activity, rotational mechanism. NCBI's taxonomy places the organism in Eukaryota, Metazoa, Chordata, Actinopteri, Salmoniformes, Salmonidae. Gene Ontology annotation, cellular component: proton-transporting V-type ATPase, V0 domain. Gene Ontology annotation, biological process: proton transmembrane transport. Bases 173 to 790 code for a protein of 205 amino acids. The record is from RefSeq and is a predicted model, not a curated record. The transcript has 8 exons.
UGCUCAAGUCAAGCUCGAUCAGCUGACUGCAUCCCUUCCCUUUUGAUGGAUAGAUUUCCCUUCCUCAAUUGAAGGAUUUCGGGGUUAUUCAGACCGUUCGACGUCAAUUGCAAAGACAAAACUGAAGGUAGCAUAGUGAGAUAGUCCGGAAAAUAUCGCGGUUUGGGUGAUCAUGAACGGACACGCCAUUCUUUACACCGGGGUCACUUUGGCCUUCUGGAGUACCAUUCUCAUCGUCGGUAUUUGCUACACGAUCUUCGACCUUGGAUUCCGCUUCGAUGUGGCAUGGUUUUUGACAGAAACCUCGCCUUUCAUGUGGGCGAACCUUGGGAUUGGCUUGGCCAUCUCGCUCUCUGUUGUUGGAGCUGCUUGGGGCAUUUACAUCACAGGUUCCAGCAUCAUAGGAGGUGGUGUAAAAGCACCACGGAUUAAAACAAAGAAUCUGGUCAGCAUUAUCUUCUGUGAGGCUGUAGCCAUCUAUGGGAUCAUCAUGGCAAUCGUUAUAAGUAACAUGGCUGAGAGCUUUAGUGGCACUACACCAGAGACCAUUGGGGCAAGGAACUACCAAGCAGGAUACUCCAUGUUUGGCGCUGGUCUUACUGUGGGAUUCUCCAACCUCUUCUGUGGCAUCUGUGUUGGCAUCGUUGGUAGUGGGGCCGCCCUGGCAGAUGCUCAGAACGGCAGCCUCUUUGUUAAAAUCCUUAUUGUGGAAAUCUUCGGCAGUGCAAUUGGGCUAUUUGGAGUGAUUGUGGCCAUCUUGCAGACGUCGAAAGUAAAAAUGGGUGACUAGAAGAUUCAAGUUGACAAGAUCAAUGGAAGACAAGGCUGGACAAGCAGAUGGAUUGUGUAAAUACAUAGCAAAUUAUUUAAAUGUAUUUUUUGUCUGAUUGUUUUUAACCAUAAUUUGCUGAAGAGUGACAUAUUUGCACCAUUUUGUCUUAAAGGAAUGCAGCCAAAUGGUUAGAUUAAACUGUAGGUGUUUAAGACAAAACCCUGUCCCUUUUGAAUACAAUUGGUCUUCAUAGUAUAGUGGUGUGUGUGUAUAUAUAUAUAUUUAAUUAAUUAAUCUUGUAUCAAAUCUAUCACAAUUGAAAGGGCCACUAGACAUUUAGGGAAUGUACUUCGUAGUAGGGACAUUUUAUCAAAAUAUAUUUGAUUUCAUUAAAUCUGUACAGUAUAGGAUUUGUUACCCGUGAUCAAAUCAUGGAAUGCCACUAUUUAACAUCUAAGGUACCCAAGUUUGGUUUGGCACGCAUAUGGUUUCUCUGGUGGUGGACAUGCUUGCUGUUCCGUAAAGAGCUGUUCUGUUCAUUACAUGGAAGUGAAACAUUUCAGCAAUGUCGUAAUUUGUAUUGAAUGCCUGUAAAAAUGUGUUUGAACUGUUUGUAUGCAAAAGUCGUAAUGUAUAACAAAGCAAAUUAUUAUAUUUAUGACUGAUGUAAUCCAUGUUUUUCCACUUGUUACAGUAUAUUUUCCCAUGACUGGUGUAAGUAACCUUUUCUGUAGUAACACAGAAUGAAUCAACAUGUGUGGGUACAAGGGUGCGCUAAGGAGAUAUUACACUGAAAUAGUAAUUGUUGUUGGUCGUUUGACAUUGGUCAGCUGUCAUUAUUCAGUCUUUUGUUUUGAUGUAUGCAUAACAUUUUGGUAGGCACUCUUCAGUCCUGAUUGGUUAAACAUUUGAAUUGUAAAUUGUUGUGUGUACAGUAUAUAUAAAGGGCACAUGUCUGUUUCUUUGAAGCAUGGGGGUGUUUACCAUUCUGAUGCAAGUGGUCUUUAUCCACGGUGAGUGAACUGUUGCUGAUGAAUAUAAGUAUUAUCUGAUUUCGAGUGACCAUAGAUAAUGUCUGUUUUCUCCUUCUCAGGUCUGUAAUCCCCUGUAAACUAUCCAUCUGUGGAGAGUGAAAUGUAGAUGUUUUCCUCAAGACCAUUUUUCCCGUGUCAGUGUUUCCCCUUUAUUCAUUUAGCAGCGGCGCACCGUAGAGAUUUUGUAAUGUAGAUAUAUAUACCCCAAGACGACACCCUGCUCCCACUACCUCUUCCACCGCUGCUGAAGACCCCCACCCACUACUUCUGCCACCACUGCUGAAAAAUCUUAGGGGAAACUGCGUGUGCAUUUUCUGCUUUCCUUCUGUUUUUUUGGGAAUUUUGAGCUUGAAUGAUCUGAGCUCCUUGUCUUUCGACUGCUGUGAAUGGGCUGAUAUGCAUACUCUUUUGGAGAGAUGGUACUCGAGCAGAACAUCGAUAAGAACUUUCCCAGACCAGUUGGCCUUUUACUUAGUUGUGAUUUUGUUUGUCUUUAGUUUUUUUUGUUGUCCAAUGAGUUACGGUGUUACUGAUAAGACAAUUAGCUUGAGCCCUUAAAUUAAAAAUAACCCUAUAGUCUGUCAUAAGCUGACUUCCAAUUUAAUGUUCAUAACGUCCAACUUGCUGUGACCAUGGGUUUGUCCCAAGUGAGCCCUUUGGGCCCUGGUCUAAAGUAGUGCAGUAUAAGAAAUAGGGAUCCAUUUGGGAUGCAUUUAUGACUGUAUACUUAUGGGGGUCUCCAACUGAGUGUUCCAUUCUGUCCUCACCAACCGUACAUGUAUGUAUCGAUUUAUUAUAUUAAAAAUGUUUGUAAAAGUUAAUGGUAUUUAUCCAUGGAGAUGAAAGAUUGUUUGGCUGGUCCCUAUGGCAAAAGGCCCAAAAAGAUCAUUUGAAAUAGUAUUUGGUGUGGGUUUCAUACAUUGAUUCAGCUUUGUUCAUUACUUUUGAGCAUUUCUAAAUGGACCUUUGGUGUAAUACUCGGUUGGCCAUCCUGGUCUUGGAGAGCCUCAGUGCGGAAUGGUUUAACUUGAAUGGAUAACAUUUGGAUUGUAAGUCCAACUGUUGUUGGUUUAAAAGUAUGCUGCUUGAGAUGGCCAUGAAUGCACAUGGCUUACAUUGAGGCCCUCUAUGUCCUUGGUUGGCCACCUACUGUAGUGGUGUCAUUCCUAAUGUAAAGGAAGUUUUCUAGAGCAUACUUCAGUGAGUGUUUAAUAUGUUGAUGUGGUGAAUCCAUUGUUUUGACAUGUAAAAGUGGGUCCUCUUUACUUCAUAAUUGUCCUUGAAAGAAUAAAUAUUCCAACCUGAUCGUUCAAUCAA